Fopius arisanus is the source of this 2620-nucleotide messenger RNA. Its product is annotated as sodium-independent sulfate anion transporter. The coding region runs from base 615 to 2498 and encodes 627 amino acids. Gene Ontology annotation, molecular function: sulfate transmembrane transporter activity. The record is from RefSeq and is a predicted model, not a curated record. The transcript is spliced from 8 exons. Gene Ontology annotation, biological process: transmembrane transport. Gene Ontology annotation, cellular component: plasma membrane. Lineage: Eukaryota; Metazoa; Arthropoda; Insecta; Hymenoptera; Braconidae.
CCGAGCAGAGGGAUUUUCGCCUCGAGUUUAUGGAUAAGUCUGGACGUUAUCAUGGUCGAGGCCUCCGGUUUUUCAUAGGAACAAGGAGUUAUUUUAUCACACGUAGAAUCCACACGAAUGCGUCUAAUGGAUUUAUAAUUCCCAUUGUCUUAUUUACAUCGAGCUCACCGGGAGAGACACAUUGAGAUAAUGAGAAUGGGUUUAUUUGUAAUCAUUGUUUGAUAUUUAAUCGCGUCAGUCCUACGUUGCUACCGCAUUGUGCUCCAACGUUGGGGAAAUUAUCAUUAAUUAGUAAGUGGUGAUAAUUAAUUCAGAGUCGUCGGUGGUAUUUUAUAUUCAAGUGUGAUCUGGAUGUAGAAAUGAUACGUGUAAUUAAAAAGAAUAACCGGAACAAUUGGAAAAGAAUAUUCAGAAGGUGGAGAAGGCAUUAAAGAUUCAGUGUCAUCACACGGAAAUUUCCAUAUUUUCUCAAAAAGAAAUUAUCAUUCCACGAUUUUUAUCUUCUCCUGGAGACGACGAGAUGCUUCAUUGAUAACGGUUGCGCAUUUCCUCAUCCACUUAAUAAAUCGUCGGAAAAAGUAUUCGUUGCAGUGGAAUCGAAAAGUGUGUAAAUUAUGGAGAAUGGAGAAAGAAAGGCAAUUCGCAAGAAGAAUGCUAAAUUCUAUCUCAAUAAAUACGUUCCUGUAACGAGAUGGCUUCCAAAAUACUCGAGGUUCUACGCAGUUUCUGACCUCAUUGCAGGGAUUACCCUGGGCCUUACGAUGAUUCCCCAGAGUAUUGCAUACGCUGGAUUGGCGCAUUUGACUCCACAGUAUGGUUUAUAUUCCUCAUUCAUCGGUGGAUUCGUUUACAUUUUCUUCGGUACAAUCAAGGAAGUUUCGAUAGGGGCAACAUCCCUGAUGGCCCUCGUCACCGCUGAAUUCACCAGCACGAAAAAUCCCGAUUUCGUUGUUUUACUCUGUUUUCUGGCAGGUUGCGCCGAGUUUUGCAUGGGAAUUUUCAAUCUAGGCUUUUUGGUCGAUUUUAUAUCGAUCCCAGUGACAUCCGGCUUCACCUCAGCCACAUCCAUCAUAAUCGUCAUCUCUCAGCUGCCAGGAUUGGUCGGUGUCAAGAUUAAAUCGGAGAGCAUUAUCCAGAUACUCGUACAACUGUUUGAAAAACGAUCACUCAUUCGGUGGAACGAUACUGCACUGGGUAUAUCGUGCCUCGUAUUUCUAUUCGUAUUUCGUAAACUGAAGGAUAUACCCUGCCAUGGAAUCAAGCGUCGAAAUGAAUCAGUGGGUGUUGUGCUAGAAAAAAGUCUCUGGUUUCUCUCAAUCUCUCGCAAUGCUCUCAUCGUUUUUAUCACGUCUACUAUCACCUUCAGAUAUCAUCAGGAUGGUGAAGAUGUAUUUAAGACUGCAGCGACCGUGAGACCAGGUCUCCCAGAAUUUUCUCCACCUCCUUUCUCGACUCAACACGAAAAUGUCACGUAUUCCUUCACUGAAAUGUGCUCGCACCUCGGCUCAGGGAUUAUCAUGAUUCCGCUCAUCGCUGUUUUGGCUAAUGUUGCGAUAGCCAAAGCUUUUGUGCGAGAUGGGCCUGUGGAGGCGACCCAGGAGAUGCUUACUCUGGGGGUGUGCAAUAUAGCUGGAAGUUUCUUCAGGUCGAUGCCGACUUGUGGAGCUUUUACGAGAAGUGCUGUGGGCAGUGCCAGUGGCAUACAGACACCUCUGGCUGGACUCUACUCUGGUAUCAUGACCCUCCUAGCCCUCAGUUUCCUUACUCCCUACUUUGGCUUCAUUCCCAAGGCCACAUUAUCAGCUGUGCUCAUCGCAGCUGUUGUUUUCCUCAUCGACGUGAGGAUCAUGAAAGUCUUGUGGAGAGGCAACAAAAAGGAUUUGUUCAUCGCCCUGGGAACGUUCGUCAUCAGUAUUUUGCUAAAUGUCGAGACUGGAUUGUUGUUCGGGACUGUUGUCAAUGCUCUUUUUCUGCUUUAUCUCUCGGCGAGACCUUCAGUUGAAAUUCAAUCGCGAAAGACUAUUUUGGAGGAAAAAUAUAUUCUCGUCAAGCCAGAAAUUGGAUUAUUUUAUCCAGCGGUGUCGUUCUUGACGACAAAAAUAAUCAAAGUGGCGCAUCGCGAGGCGAAGGGAAUUUAUCCAGUUGUUGUGGAUUUUGAGAGGCUCCAGGGGAUAGAUUACACUGCGACAAAGGGCAUUGAAAAUCUCACCAACGCGUUCGAGGGUAAAUCCCAGCUAUUGAUAUUUCUUCAUGUCAGUCCGUACGUCGUCAACUCCAUCGAAAAUUUUGGAGUAACGAGAAAGAUAUUUUUUAUCGAGUGUGAGGACCAUCUCCUCAAUGUCUUCGCCAGCUUGAAAAAGAACACCCAAGGAAAUUCGACGAUUAUGACAUAUAAAGGACUUCAGGAGAAUUACGAAAUCAAAGAGGGUGAACCCCUCCCGGAAGAGGAAAUUCUUCUCCCGAAUCGAGUCCCCAAGGUUAUUGAUUCUCCAAACUGAUGAGAACUUACUCACCGAAAAAUAGCAAAGUCAUCCUCUCCGGCUGGACUGGAGAUAUCCAAGACAAAUAAAUCUGUUAUCACCCCCUCGGGUCAGCAAACCCCAAAUCAAAAGUAUUUAAA